CAAAAUAUUCAUUUGUGUAAACAAGUAGAAUUAGAAAUAUUUUAAAAUGGAACAUAAAAUUAUAUUGAAAUGCCGCACUUGCUUAGAGGAAAACGAAGAGGAUAGCAUGUUUGAAUUAUUUAUGGAAAACGAUAUAAACGUUAACGGGCGGCAAAAAAAAUUGAAGCUUAGUAAAAAAUUUGAGUAUUGUUGUGGUGUGCGAAUUAGGGAAUCAACCGAUAUGCCAUCGAAGGUUUGUUGGAAAUGUUUUGAAAUGACGAGAAUAUGGUAUAACUUUCGACAAAUGUGCAUGAAUUCACAACUUUACCUGGAGAGUUUAUGUGAAGAUCGAAUGCGCCCAGAAGGCGCCGAUGAUGCAGAAUUUUUAGAAUAUCUAAUGGAAGAAUUGCAGGUACACCGUGAUAGAGUACAUGGAUCUUCUGAAAGUUUAGAAUCCGAUACAGAUGAUGACGAUGAUAAUAAUGAUUUUGGUUUAUUAGUGGAUGAAGACUAUGAUGCAGAUUUUAUAGAAUCAGAAAAUAAUUUAGAACGCAGCGUUAAAUUAGAGACAGAACAAAUGGAAGAGAAAAUUUUCACUCAGAAAGCUGAAUGUAUAGUAACCAACAAUACGGAUGUUGAGCCAACCCAUGAAAAUAACAAAAAAGGCACAAAAUCGCAAAAAAUUCAAAACACUAUUAAAUUUUCUAAAAAACGGGAUGUAAGUAGAAGACGUAUCUGUCGUCCACCUAGUCCAACAUCGUAUAUGUGUUACAUYUGUGGCAACGUAUACAACAAAAAAGCUACCUUUGCGUAUCACAUGUCACUGCACAACAACGUCAAACCACAUGAAUGCGAGCUCUGUGGUAAAUCGUUCCGCCAAAUAUGUGAGUUGAAGAAUCAUAUGCGACGUCACACUGGUGAAAAACCUUACAAAUGUUCAUACUGUGAUCGACACUUCAUUGAUCGUAGUGAGAAACAUCGACAUGAACGAGUACAUACAAAUACGAGACCUUAUAUAUGUAAUGUUUGUGGCAAAAGUUUUACAUACUCAGCCAUACUGAAGAACCACUCAAAAUUGCACACUGGCAAAAAAGAUUUCAAUUGCAUGGUUUGUCAGAAAGCAUUCACUCUUCAGCAUCAGCUAAAAGCACAUUUACAAACUAUGACCCAUAGGCUGAAGGAAGCGCAUUACGUAUCUGAGGGAUAUGAGGUUGUUUACGAAUAUAAAAGAAAAASAAAAACAAAAAAUAUUCAAAUAAUGCAUGUUUACGAUUUAUGUCGCAUUUGUUUAACGGAGGAUAUUAACACCAGCAAAAUGCAACCUCUGUUUGAAACCGAAGAUGAUACAUGCAGCGAAAUUGUACAGCAAAUAGAAGUUUGUGGUGGAAUAGUCUUGAAGCCACACGAAGAGUUUCCAAAAAUGAUUUGCGUGCAGUGCCUAGAAAAGUUGAAUGUGUCAUUUAAGUUCCGUUCCAUGUGUCAAGCAAGCGAACACGCACUUUUGGAUGCUAUAGUAAAGUCGGAAAUGAAGACAGAACCAUUAGACUAUGAGGGCGCUCAAAUCAUAUCUAAACAUGAAGAAGAUAAUGAAGACGAAAUCUACUUUGAUAUGCAUACAGAAUUCAUUGAUGCACAAGAGGUGCAUCUAGAGGAUAUUACUGAAACCGUUGAAGAGGAGGUGCUUGAAUCUGAUAUGGAGCCCAAUACUGAAAGUGCUGAGGAAUUUAUUGAAUACACGGAUAGUGAAUAUUUUGAUGAAGAAUUGCCUAAAUCCAUAAUUAAGAAGGCUAUUACGCCAACAUAUAUACAAAGACAGCCAGUAACUAGCGACAAUUUGGUUCGUAAACGAGGACGGCCAAAAACAAAACCCGAGGGGAUCUCAUUAAAAUCGGAAUUAAAUAGUGGUAAAAAAUCGAACCGAGGCAGAAAAAAGAAGGAAGAACCUGAAGUUGCAAGUAUAAUGUGUGAGAUAUGCGGGAACAUAUAUUCGAAACGUAAUUUGUUAAAAAUGCAUAUGAGACGUCAUAUGGCCGAAAAGCCUUUCGAAUGCGAAAUUUGUGGGAAAACUUUUGCAUGCCCUUCCGAAAUUGGACGUCAUAUGCGUGUGCACACUGGAGAAAAACCUUACAUUUGUAAAUAUUGUGGACGAACCUUUGCUGAUCGGAGUACAAAUAUAAAACAUGAAAGAAUACAUACAAAUGAACGUCCGUUCACUUGUCAAACAUGCGGUAAAUCGUUCACUUAUUCUAAUGUUCUGAAAAAUCAUAUGUUAACUCACACCGGCGAAAAACCAUUCCCGUGUAUACCAUGUAAUAAGACAUUCUCACGUAAACAUCAACURGAUCAACAUAUUGCAACUAUAACACAUCAGCAAACAGUCAGAAAUCUUGCUACAACGGACGUGAAAGUGCAACAUAUGCUACAAGAAGAUGAGCCUAAUCAGCAUGUUUCUAACAUAAACCACCAUCAAACCCUUCACACAAUUAGCUCCACGAAUAUCAAAGUGGAGGAUUUGCUGCAACAAAUCAAUCCUAAUCAACAUAUUACCACUAUUACACAACGCGAAGCGGACAGAAAUCUUUCUGUUUCACAUAUGAUAGAGGAAGAAAUUGAUCAAACCUGUGAAAGGCAUAUUGAAGAGGUAGAUGAGGAUGCUGAACAACAAGAUAGCGAUGUAUACAUAAAUACUGAAUAAUUUGAUUUUGCUUCGAUAUGCAUACAUUUGUAUAUUUCUUUACACUUAAAUAUCAAUAUAUACAUAAUUAAAAGGUACAUUUAAGUAACUAUAUAUCUAACAUGUAAAUUACAUAAAUAGCGGUUAUGAUCUACUUUCAUACGAAAUCAUUUUGUAGUUAAUGAAAUGCGCCCUCCAACCGCACUUCGUUGAAUAAACAAUUGGAUUAAAAAAUAAUAA
Bactrocera latifrons is the source of this 2893-nucleotide messenger RNA. Its product is annotated as zinc finger protein 420-like. The record is from RefSeq and is a predicted model, not a curated record. Gene Ontology annotation, cellular component: nucleus. Gene Ontology annotation, biological process: regulation of transcription by RNA polymerase II. Bases 47 to 2674 code for a protein of 875 amino acids. The transcript is spliced from 11 exons. Gene Ontology annotation, molecular function: zinc ion binding; DNA-binding transcription factor activity; RNA polymerase II cis-regulatory region sequence-specific DNA binding. Lineage: Eukaryota; Metazoa; Arthropoda; Insecta; Diptera; Tephritidae.